Molecule: messenger RNA, 594 nt
Organism: Trichoplax adhaerens
Lineage: Eukaryota; Metazoa; Placozoa; Uniplacotomia; Trichoplacea; Trichoplacidae
Exons: 2
Coding region: 1-594 (197 amino acids)
Source: RefSeq, a predicted model, not a curated record
AUGAGACGGAUUUUCAACUGCAACCGCAUUCCGGCAAGUGUUCGUAGUCGUCGAAUGAACAUGCAAAGCAACAGCAAUUCUUCUCAGAUGCGUGAUAACCUCGCUACUAACUUGCGUGAUAGUAAUAUAGAUCCUAUCGCCGAAUUACUAUCGCAGCUAUCUGGGUCUCGUACAAGAUCUCAACAACAAUCUGUUAUUAGUGCUCCAUCACACUUACAACAACUACAUUUACAAAUGCAAAUGCAAGGUCAGCAACAAUCAAGACAAAAUUCAUCAGAAUGGACUUACAAGAAAUCUUCUAGUACUGCAUCCGCGACAACUACUUCCGCAUCAUCUAGUAAUACGAUAACAGUAACUCAUCAAGUAUCCAAUUCUACAAACACUACAAAUCACGAGUCUACUACAUUAUUGGCAGAACGUACAACGGAUAGCAAAUUAACCGAUGAAGAACAACAUUCAAUAGAACGUGAACGAGCAAAUCGAGGAUUAUUCGUUCAACAAUUAUUCUUGUCAUCACUAACAGAAAAAUUUAAUGAUGAAGAACUACAAUUAUUAUAUCAUAGAGACAGCGAUGAUUUCAAUAAGCCUAGUUAA